AUGGAGUUGGAAGAUUACGAGAGUACUGUUUAUAACGGUAGUAAUAAUGAGAUGGAGAAGAAAAUAAGCAGUAGAUCCGAAGAGUAUGAUAAUGGCGAUGAUGCCACAAAAUUCUGUUUAUUCUCUUCUAAUAAUAACGUUAAAACUACUACUGCUACUAGUACCGCAAUGGCGUCUUCUGAAACAAAAUAUCCUCUUGAUCAAACUGUGUCCUUUGGCCUUCACAUAGCAUCACCAGCAUCGCCGUUACAAACACAUAUGAAUUCACCAAGUACUAAUCAACAACAACAGGAGGACGAGGAGGAUACUCUAAUGGAGGAAGACGCGGAAUUGGAGGCUACAUCAACAACACCAGCAACAACAUCAGUUUCUGGUUCGUCGGAAUCACCAGCAUCAUCGUUACAAGCACAUAUCGAUUCAACAAGUAUUAAUCAACAACAACAGGAGGUUGAGGAUACUCUAAUGGAGGAAGCCGCAGAAUUGGGAGCUACAGAAACAACAUCAGUUUCUGGUAGAUCAGAAAAAGAACUAGAAGAUGGGGAGGAGGAGAACGAGGAAGAUGAUUCUGAAGCUUUUGGUAGAUCACAAGAAGAAUUAGAGUAUGAGGAGGAGAACGGGAAUGGGGAUUAUGAUUCUGAGGGUGGUGGUGAUGAGUAUAGUGAAAUAGAGAGGGUUUAUCAGGAACAUGGUGAAAGAAGAAAUUGA
Molecule: messenger RNA, 705 nt
Organism: Papaver somniferum (opium poppy)
Lineage: Eukaryota; Viridiplantae; Streptophyta; Magnoliopsida; Ranunculales; Papaveraceae
Product: mitotic apparatus protein p62-like
Exons: 2
Coding region: 1-705 (234 amino acids)
Source: RefSeq, a predicted model, not a curated record